CAACUGACUCUUCUGAACUGUCCCGGGUCGGUCGUUUUGAGCCCUUCGUUUCUCUAGCGCUCGGUCGCUUGUUCCUUUCAUUCAUUUCUCAACACUCCUUGAUCUUAGACUAGAUAUUUGCUCUUCACGGCUUUUCGUUCAACAUGAUGGUUUCAACUUCUCAGCUCUUCACCGCCGCCGUGGUGUUGUUGGGGAGCAGUCAGGCCCGCCCUCAGCUACCCAUACCCAAACAGUUCGCAUUUGCCAACACGUCAGCCAUAGCAACUGGAUCAGCCUCAAGCGUUCCUGAGGCUUCGACCACAGUCAUUAAGCCUGCCGAGACAUCAUCUCUCACUUCAUCUUCCAUUGCGAUCAACAGCACAACUUCUUCUGCUGUCGAUGCCGUAACAGAUGUUGCCUCUUCAUCAGCUGUUACCAGCAGCCUGGUAAAUACGACAGUAACCAGCGCGCUGGGUAGCUCGACCCUCCCGCCUUUCGCCAAUAUUUCAACAACCGCGGUUGGGGCUGGGGAAGAACUAACCACGGUUACAAUUUCCGCAACCUCUGUUCAGACCAUCAUCUCGUGCGCGCCCACCGUUACCAACUGCCCAACCAGCUCAGGGCAAACGGGAGCGAUAACCUCAAUUCCAACUUCCCUACCAGAGGGUGUGUCAACAGUUCACGUGACUACCGUCAUUGGAAUCACAACAACUGUAUGCCCUGUCACAGAAGUUCCCGCAAUCUCUUCGUCGGUUCUAGAGUCUUUUACCUCUUCAACAGCAGCAGCUGAAACUUCCGCCGCAAGCUCAGUCGAUGCUAUCGAGACUACUACAGCAGCACACACUGUUGUCACCAUAACUGUAGGAGAGGGGUCGGAAACAAGUGAAGUAGUAAGCACCAUUACCACCGCCACAGCCUCCGCGACCACGUCAGUCUCUCAUGUUCAGUCUAUCGUCACCGUCACCGUGGGAGAAGGCUCGGAGACGAGUGCAGUAAUAAGCACGAUCACCGUUCCUGACGUCGCAAGCUCAACCGCGGCGGUCUCCCACAUCACCUCUGUUGUCACUCUUACUGUCGGAGAAGGCUCAGAGACAAGUGCUGUUACAAAGACCGUCACCAUGCCCGUCCAUACCACUAAGGUCGAGCCUAUUAUCUCGACGGUGGUGUCUAUGGUCACUGUCACGAUGGGAGAAGGAUCAGAAACAAGUGCAGUGACGAGUGCAGUGACACACACGGUUACCCUUACCGAUGCUAUAACUCACACUGUUCCGACAGUUGUCACUAUCACCUAAGACCGUCGGGGGCGCCGUCACCGAGACCGUCACCAGUGUUGUCACAUCUACAGUCGUAUCCAUCUCCACAGUUCAGGGAUCGGGUGAAUGUGUCUGUACCGCGAUGCCUGCCAGUGAUUGCGCGCCUCCCCCGCCGCCGCCGCCGCCGAAGCACGCUGGCUUACCCGGCGGUCCUGCUGAGGGAGAUAAAUACAAGUACAGGCGCUCAGUUCUCUACUGAGCUCUGUGAUAGUGUAGACCGGUCUCAACUAUAUUCUUUUCUUGUACAGUCUUUACCGGCGUGAUUUAUUCUCAUUUUCAUCGUUCGACCUCCUAGAAGGGAGCGAAGACGAGUUUUUUGAAAACUAGCUCUUGGCAUGGGGUUUGAUAUCCUGUCUUUCUUCCAAAUCCCAAGAUUCUUGGGGUUUGUACCCUGGGCAUGAGGAUACGGUCCUUAGAGAAAGGUAACAUGUGAAGACGAGAAAUGAUAUCAAGACAGACGUCAGGCAACGUCUAGGUGAAUGAAGACGAGUCAAUAGAAGAAUAUGUAUGAUAGAUGAUGAAUGGAAUUGGUUCACUACCAAGCAUGUCUUGCUCGCGAAUGUGUCUUUGCUAGGUGAUAUGCUCACUAACAAUAGUGGAAGUGCGAACUCCCAACUGCAUUAAGUGCGGCCCUUUUUUUAGCACA
This is a messenger RNA of Xylaria bambusicola, 1938 nucleotides long. RefSeq lists its product as uncharacterized. The record is from RefSeq and is a predicted model, not a curated record. Lineage: Eukaryota; Fungi; Ascomycota; Sordariomycetes; Xylariales; Xylariaceae. The transcript is spliced from 4 exons. Bases 144 to 1271 code for a protein of 375 amino acids.